AAAAGAAUUGGCCAGGUCCAAAUCUUCAAUACUUCAAUCUAUUAUUGUGAUUAUCCGAUGGAAUGAGAUGCUUUCUAUUUUUAACUUUUUAAUAAAUUCGUCGAACUUUUGAUUUCUACGCGAUUCAUGCCAUUUGAGUUUUGAAACAGAUUUAUUUGAGUCUAAAACCUCAACGGAAUCUUCUUAAUAAAACUCACAUCUCUCUUCAGUCACCAUAACAGCCGCCUCCGACCUCCAUCGUUGCCACCAGUCCGAUCGGAAACAUGACGAUGGAGGGUUUCCGGGUACUUGACGAGAAGUCGUUGAGAGAAUACAUCAAAGCCACACCAUCUUUGGCUUCCAAGCUCGGGAAUGAAGUUGAUAACUUCAAAAUUAAAGAAGUUGGAGACGGCAAUCUCAAUUUCGUCUACAUCGUCAUCUCUCCAUCUGGUUCGAUCGUCAUCAAACAGGCUAUACCUUAUGUUCGUUGUAUCGGCGAAUCAUGGCCAAUGACGAAGGAAAGAUCUUAUUUUGAAGCCACAGCUCUUAAACGUCAGCAUGGUUUGUCCCCAAAACAUGUCCCAGAAGUUUAUCACUUUGAUAGAACCAUGUCACUUAUUGGUAUGCGAUACAUUGAGCCUCCACAUAUAAUCUUGAGAAAAGGAUUGAUCGCUGGAGUUGAGUAUCCAUUAUUAGCAGAACACAUGGCUGAAUUUAUGGCUAACACUCUCUUUUACACCUCUCUUCUCUAUCUCACAACUACACAACACAAAAGUGCAGUGGCUGAAUUUUGUGGAAAUGUGGAGUUAUGUAGGCUAACUGAGCAAGUGGUGUUUUCAGACCCUUACAGGAUUUCAGAAUUUAACCGUUGGACUUCACCUUAUCUUGAUACUGAUGCAGAAGCAGUUAGAAAUGACCAAAUAUUAAAACUUGAAGUUGCUGAGCUUAAGUCUAAGUUCUGUGAAAAAACACAAGCUUUAAUACAUGGUGAUCUCCAUACAGAUGGACAUGUGGAUCAAGGGAAUGAUCGAAAAACAUAUAAAGCAUGGAUAAUGGAUACGAUAGCAGACACUUGGAAUCUUUUUUAUAAAAAGUUUACAUCUCUUUGGGAUAUACACAAAGAGGGACCUGGUGAAGCAUACCUUCAUGAAAUUUAUAAUGAUUUGGAGCUUCGGGAGCUCGUGAAACAGAAAUACAUGAUGGAUUUGUUCCAUGAUUCUCUUGGAUUUGCUGCUGCCAAAAUGAUAAGGCGAAUUGUUGGGGUAGCUCAUGUGGAGGAUUUUGAGUCGAUUAGUGAUCUUGUGAAAAGAUCAGAUUGUGAACGAAGGGCUCUUGAAUUUGCCAAGAAUCUUAUGAAGAAAAGAAGAAACUUCAACACCAUUGCUGAUGUCAUUGCUGUAGCUAAGUAGUGAAUGACAUGCAAAUAUUGUGGCUUACAAUAAUAGAACUUAUUUUCUUGCCUUUGUUUGCUUUGUGUAAACCACUAAAUAUAGGAAGGUAAUGUGUUGUUAUAAAAAUCUUGAAAUUUACCUAUUAAGAUGUUAUAUUUUGAUGGCUGAUAAUAGAU
This is a messenger RNA of Lactuca virosa, 1546 nucleotides long. Lineage: Eukaryota; Viridiplantae; Streptophyta; Magnoliopsida; Asterales; Asteraceae. The record is from the annotation of a GenBank genome assembly.